Molecule: messenger RNA, 1581 nt
Organism: Symbiodinium sp. CCMP2592
Lineage: Eukaryota; Dinophyceae; Suessiales; Symbiodiniaceae
Source: the annotation of a GenBank genome assembly
AUGGCUAUGGCCAUGGCAUCUGCCCUCAAGGGCCUCUCCAGCGUUAGCAAGGAGGAGCUGGCAAAGGCAAAGGCCAUGCUGAAGGGCAAGAUGUUCCGCCAGGCAGACGACGACAGUGAGCUGAUGCAGGACAUGGGCCAGCAGAUCUUGCUCACUGGCAAGUACGGUUCGGCGGCGGAGUUCGGCAAGAUCAUCGACAGCGUGACGGAAGCGGAUGUCACAGCGGCUGCCAAGAAGAUCCUGGGAUCGAAGCUUUCGCUGGCGGCCUACGGCGACGUCCACUCGGUUGAGUUGGCAAUGAGUGGUUUUGGGCUUGGACUGAAGGAAUUCUACCCGGGCAUUCUGCUGCACUUCAUGUCCAUGGAAGGAUCUCUCAAGGAGGUGGAUAUCCUCCUCAAGAACCAGCUCGGCAGCCAGCAGCUUGCUCCAGAAUCUAUGGAAGAGCGCUGUGCGCAGAUGCGUGAGGAGAUCCUCAGAAUGCAAAAGAGCCGCGAGAAGAUCGAGGCGCGAGCCCAGAGCAUUGCCGAGCUCAUCCAAGAGGAGAAGCUCGAGCACGAGGCUCAGCUGCAAAGCUUCGAGAAAGACCUGUCCCAGUCGCUGAAGACCCUGAACAAAGGCCUGGAGGAUAGCGUGGCGACCAGCAUGAACUUGAUGAAGGUGAAGGUGGUUGAGACCGAGAAGGUGCUCAAAACGCUCAUCAAGCAGCUGAACAGCAGCUACGCGCCGGCUUUGAACGAGGCGGAGGUGAAUGGCUCUGGCAAAGCUCAGGGCCCUGGUCCGGAUGCCUUGAAGGGCGCCAUGCAGCGACUGCUCGAGGAACACGACCAGCUCGUCCAGCAGCAAAACGACCUGCUGAACCGGCGCCAGCCGCUCGCCCAGUCCGUGCGGGCGCCGCCUGUGCCUAUGCCAUCAGCAGUGUCAACGACCACGGCAGGAGCUCCAAUCCGUUGGACCGCGCCCGCCAACACCAGCACUGGCGCUCAGCCUCCCAUAUUCCCCGGUGCUGCGAGCCCGCCGUCCCCGAGAUGUGUCGGCACGCCCCCACUGGGGGAGGCAAGUCCAGGUGUGCCCCAUCUCUGUGCGAGUCCCAAACAUGCCGGCCGUGCCAUCCAGGUGGCGGCUAGUCCUCGCCCUGCUGCGAUCUCGCCGCAGGGCUCGCCGGCUCGCUCACCGACUCGAGGUGGUUCCUUGACGAAUUUGGCCAUGGCAUUUGGCGCCCCUGGGGGGGCCAACAGCCCCAUGCGUGCCGCCGGUGCGAGCAACAGCCCCCUGCGCCCUGCCCAGGCUCCGAGUUUCCAAAUCCCCGCUGAGCCCGCGCGCUCCUCCGCGGUGCGCGCCAUGUCGCCGAGCUUGGUGAGGGAGAUGGUCUCGGUCUCGCCGAAGGACUCGCCCAAGGACUCACCAAAGGCGACGCCAAAGAGCACGCCGAAGAGCGCUGCAAGCCGAUCGCCGAAGGGCUCCCAGUCGCCAACUGCGAAGGUCAUGCAGGCCAGUCCAUCUGGGAACAACUUGAUGGCUGUGUUCGUCGACAUGCAGACUGGUGAGGAGCUGUCAACGAAGAGAAGUCUCUAUUCCAUUUAG